This is a messenger RNA of Myxocyprinus asiaticus (Chinese sucker), 5921 nucleotides long. Its product is annotated as target of Nesh-SH3-like. The transcript is spliced from 22 exons. Gene Ontology annotation, biological process: positive regulation of cell-substrate adhesion; extracellular matrix organization. The coding region runs from base 204 to 3605 and encodes 1133 amino acids. Gene Ontology annotation, molecular function: protein binding. NCBI's taxonomy places the organism in Eukaryota, Metazoa, Chordata, Actinopteri, Cypriniformes, Catostomidae. The record is from RefSeq and is a predicted model, not a curated record.
CACACACACACACUAAUCAUACACACAACACCCACACACUUGCUCUCAUACACUCUUUGCAUUGACAUUAGCUGAUCUGAGGUCACUUGCAAGGACACAGAGAAAAACUUUUGAUUUAAGUCACUUUGGUCAAAGUUUAGAGAAGAGGUUUGCGUGGACUACAGGAGCUCUGUAUUGUGUUUUCUCUGAGAAAAAAGGACAAAAUGCAAGCCUUCCUCCUCCUCCUCUUCCUCAGCAAGAUGCUGCUGCUGAAAUUGACCUCCACAACCACACUCAGAGGGCAAAGACAAAACAUGAAGGUGCGUAUCAGUGCUGUUGGAGACACCAUUAUAUUCAAGUUUAUGCAGCCUCAAUUGGACACCAGAUUGGAGGGAUACAUCCUGGGCUAUGGCAGCAGCAUGUUCUCCAAACAAUUUAUCCAGCUACCCAAGAAUGGAGAACCCUAUGAAACUGAAAUAGAUGCUGAGCCAAAAUAUUUGCUCGCAUUGCAGUCAGUGAAAGCUGAUAAACCUAAGAAAGAGUGCACAGGGAAGGUGAAUCUAGAGAAGCCAUUACACCUUGUAAUCGGCUCAGUAACACCAACCUCUGUGCUGCUAUCCUGGGGGACAAUACUGACAACCUCUUUCAUGGAUUCUAUUCUGGAUGAUUGUAUAGAUGAGGGACAGUUCACAGUGCGCUAUAGAGAAAAGGAACCCAGCGAAAUCUGGAAUUACCAAACCUGUCCAACCACCAGCACUGUCAUCGACAACCUCAAACCAGAUGCUCUGUAUGAGUUUGAGGUCCGAGCAGACACCGACACCACUAGUGGAGUCUGGAGCCCCCCAUCCGUCCAUAACACAGCCGAUCAAAUCAUUAAUGAGCCAUUUGAGGAACUGAAUCAAGCAAAACCUGAGAAGCCAGUCUUACCAGGUCGACCAUCAUUCUUGCCUCCAGUACCAGUCUUGUACAACAUUACCCAGACCAGAGCAUUACCCACCCCCCUCCUCAGACAAACUGCCCUUCCAGAACCAUGGAAAACUUCAGGAGCAGGGAAUCCCAUGGCAUCUUCUAUCUCUCAUGAUGAUCUGCCCAGCUCUACCCAGGCCCUUCCUUCCACUCCCACACCGAUCAUCCUGCCCACACGAAAGACCACAAGCAUAGUUGAACAACCCAAAAGUCAGCCCAGUACAAACAAACCAGAUCGUCUCAUAAAACAGCAACAUAUUAGCAUAAUCCCACAACAACCUACAACUACCCAUCAACCUAGCUCGACCCUACAACAAACCAGCACUUCAGCACACAGCACAACCCAACAACAGCCCAGUACAACCCAAGAAUAUUCCAUCAAAACACAGAUCCCAACCAAAGAACAACCACAUACUACCAAGCAGCAAACAAUCACAACCCAGCAACAGUUUAGUGAAACAACAUCUAACACCACACCAACACAAAAUCCACCCACAACCAAACUGCCACUUCCCCAAAUCAAACCUCAACAACACACCACAAACAAAGUCCUACCUAGCACUGUCCAGGAAUAUCCCAACCCCUCUAAGGAACAGGACAGCAUAACUCAAGACAGUCGCCAUAAAGGAGAAAUUCAGCCCAGCACGCCUCGUUCACAAGGCACGUCUAAACACCAAACCAUUAACACUUACCAUUUCCCAAGAAUUACCUCUCACUAUCCAUCCAGUGCAAUCACACUCUCUGAACAACAGGCAAACACUAAACCACCACCAAGAACACACACAUAUUUGUCCACAAAUGGCCAUUCACCAACAACCACAUCUUUGACUCCACCCAUUACUUUAGCAAACAGGCACAAUGAUUAUGUGUCACUGCAGACGACUGAUGUUAGCAAACAACCAAUCUUUAGUACUUGGCCAACCAUCACGAAAGAAUAUUCUACAAAUCACCUUCCUACAACUAAAGAACCACCUCUUACUGAGAAUGAACAGGAACUGACUCCACACCCUAUACAGCUACCCACCCCCUUUAGGUACCAGCCCAAACCCAGCACCACAACACAGCAUUCCAGCACAGUUAAACAGCAAACUAGCACUGCUAAAUAUAACCCCAAAACUGAAUCCCAUGUUGCAAAUCUACUUCCUAAUCCUAAAGAACAGUUGCCAACCCUGAAGCCCAAAAAGUCAAAGCCUUUAACCAUAUUUGAUGCCAUUCAAAACUCCCCUGUGGCAGAGAAGGUAACAGAGUGGAAGAAUCAACCAGGUGGACAAACGGCAAGUUCCCAGCCAAAGGACGAACAGAUUCUGUCAUGGCCAACACUUACAAAUGAGGCGGCCAAUAGGAACCAGGGCAGAGGUAUCUUCCGCAACUCUUCUUCUGUUUCCCGCCCCUUGGCACGCAAUGUGACACAGAAACAGAGGCCUCAUGCUCGUGUCCCUCCAAAUCUCCCAACAAAGUUUUUCAAGCCACCCCCUGUGUAUCGAAACUCCACCCUCAACAGGAAAAGGGUGCCCAGUGGUGAGCGUCAUAUAGGCCUUUGGGGGGCCAAAACUCCGAAGGAGCCCAGAAAGCAUCUGGUGAAGACGAAGCUGAACCAGGCCUCAGAGACUAAAGAAAAGGAAAAGGUUAUUGAUCUGAAGCAGGUGGACCCAGUGCUACUUCUGAAACCUCUAGCUUCUCCCACUACUGAAAAAACAGCCAAUCGAGAGCCUACUCCGACAACACCACCACAAUCUGCUUUUAACGGUAGUCGUUUUGACACAGGUGAUAACUCCUCUGGGUUCAGCCCUCAUCCCGUAUCUGAGGUGGAUGCAAUGGGCAAGACACGUUUCGUAGCACCUCACGUGAUCUAUAGAACCGACAAACGUCCAGAGGAGCCCUGCUCUGUUACUCACUCGCUUAGCUUCUUUCCUGAUGAGGAAGUGGGAUACUUGAAUGUUACUGGCCCACCCAAGACCCCUCCCUCCAAUCUUACUGUGGUUACAGUGGAGGGAUGCCCCUCAUUCAUCGUCCUUGAUUGGAAAAAUACAGACAAUGAGACUACAGAAUAUGAGGUUUCUUCCUCCACCAAGGGUCUGCAUGGAGAGGAGGUGUCCAUCCUGAUAACAAAUCAAACCCAUACAGCUGUGGAAAACCUGAAACCAGAGAGCAGUUAUGAAUUCAAAGUGACACCCAAGAACGAGCUUGGUUCAGGGCCAGCCAGUGAUCCAGUCAGCUUUAAUACAGAGUCGGCUGAUCCUCGUGUGAGUGAGGUCCCUACUGGUAAAACUGCCAUCUGGUCAUCAUUUCCAUUCAAGUCAGACUCGUACUCCGAGUGCAACGGGAGGCAGUUCAUAAAGCGAACCUGGUACCGCAAAUUUGUGGGUAUCCAGUUGUGCAACUCUCUUAGAUAUAAGAUCUACCUGAGUGACUCUCUCACUGGGAAGUUCUACAACAUAGGAGAUCAGACAGGGUAUGGGGAGGACCACUGUCAGUUUGUUGACUCGUUCCUAGAUGGACGAACCGGUGGUCCUCUUUCACCAGAACAGUUACCACCCAAACAAGGCUAUUUCCGGGCUAUGCGUCAAGAGCCUGUCAGGUUUGGGGAGAUUGGAGGAAAUUCCCAGAUCAACUAUGUGGCCUGGUAUGAGUGUGGGAUCCCCAUUCCAGGAAAGUGGUAGGACCCUGAGGCACAGAUGGAAGAUACGACUGAUAUGAAACAUCAGGUCACAAGAGAAGCGGUGUUGUGCAAGAUUCGAUACCCUCGCCGAAUCCUGUUCUCCAUGGACCCCAAGAGGUAGCUGUGUAAUGCCUGUUCAAAAAUGUAUCAAGACUGUGAUAUCUAGUUCUAGAUAAUCAAAAUAGCCUUUUCUGUUUUCCUUUUGUAGCAGUGGUAGCUACAAAUAAUAAAUAGUAGGUCUACAAAGAUAUACAAAUUUAAUAUACUUCUAGCAAAAUUGAAGAAAGAACACAAAAUAAGUCAUUUCAAACAAAAUCUGGCCAAAAAUGUUUUUAAGUUUGUUUCAGUAGUUUGAAACAGCUUGCCAGCGCGAACACAGGAAAAUAUUGUACUGGCUAUUGUUACACAUUCUUACUGCGAUUGGUCCACAUUAUAGGUGGGUGUGACCCGGUGCCCUACCUACUUUGAUGCCAACAUUUUUUUCUGGUUCGUUUCUCCACUCAGUUGACAUCAGUAAAUAUGAACACCUUGCAGUGCAGAGCUGUUGAGCUAGUGCAAACUUAACUCCAUCUGGACAAUUGUUUGCAUAGAGCCAUUUUCCAAGACCAUGUUGUGAUUGUUUUUAAAUUGAGUCUACAAAAGUCUAUAAAAUACAAUAUUAAAUGGUAACCAGUUCAUAUUAUGGCCACGUAUAGCAUGUGAGCAUUAGCACCAUGAAUGCACAAUGUAAACAUUACACAUUAUCUUCUACAUAUUUUACUUUAAAUCAUCACAGAGUGGUUAAAACAGCUUCUUUUCCUGAUUUUGUGUAUUCUACUCAUAGAAUGAGGCAAUAAUUCAUAACUUUCAUCUUAAUGUUAAUGUUUUACAUGUAGUCUCUUGACAGGACAGCAUGCAUCUAAAUGCUCUGCUAAACGCCAGUCCAAUAGCGGCAUAGACAGUUCGCAAAUAAUAUACUGUUGCAACCUUUUUUACAGACUGACAAAGUAACUUGUGAAGGGUAUAUGCUAGGCUAGCAGGUGAAUAGAUUUGUGUAGGGAUGUCCCGAUACCGGUAACAGACUACGCUCAUGUACUUGUACUCCUAAAAAUGCUCUGAUAUCAAAAACCAAUACCAUCUGACCUACCAGUGUCAUUACUUACACAUUCAGCGUACAUAUUAAAAUCACGUCAUGUAAUUGUGAGAUUAUUAAACAGCAAAAACUGCGAUUUAAUUUGCUAAAUAUAUAGUUUGUAUGUGCAGCAUUUUAAAUGUGAGUGCUUGUGAAUGUGUGAAGCCGGUGUUGUGUUGACAUUAAGACACAAAGUGCUCAUACCAUUUAGAGCUUGUACAUGGAAAAACACCAUCAUGUUCUGUAUAAAAGCAAUUCAUUUGACAAAAAAUAAUACAAUAUCAUGUUGAAAAUUAAUUGUUAUACUUUCAUUUGAAGUUCAGAUAUAAUAUAUAUAUAUAAAAAACAGAUAUUGGACUCUGUAUCGGCGAGUACCAACAAAACAUUAUUGGAACUCUUACUCAUUCUCAAAAAAAAAUGUAUCGGGACAUCCCUAGAUAUGUGAUAUGCUAAGCUAGCAGGCUAAUCAGCUAGCACUAUUUUAUCGGCUAACAACAUGCUAAGUUAGUAGCCCAACCAUUAACCAUAUCCGGCUAUAUGGUUAUAUGGACAUCAUAAAAUGAUUUUGUUGAAUUUAUAAUCAAGCACCAAAUACAAUCAGAAAUUCUUUCAGCCAAUAGAAUCACUUUGUGUUCAAGGGGUGUAGGAUUAUUGGGGGGAAUAGAAUCUUGCACAACACCUGACUUGUUACAUGAUUAAUGUGUAUAUAGAAUGAUUUUGUAGAUUGAGUAUGCAUCUAAGUUUUUGGUUAUCAGGCACAUAUAAAAUUAUUUAUAUGCUCAAGCAGCGCAUUAAACAGAGAAAACGGAAUAAAUAUUACCAUUAUGUGCAAGAAGUUUAAUUUGGGAGAAUAAAGGAAAGCAGGCUCCUUUAAUGGCUAAAGCAAAGUAUAUAUUAUUUAUCAAAAUGUUGAAAUGGCAAUAGUUACAUAUUUAACAGUGUUUGUUUGUACACAAAGCUCUCGGCAACAAACAUUAACACACCUGCCAAACUGAAAGGAAUGUUCCAACUUCCCGAAUGUUCAGUAUAAGUUAACCUUUAUGAACAACUGUGACAUACUCUUGAUCACAGACAAUAAUUUUGACUGGUCCCUCAGCUUGUAUGAUCAGUUGUAAAAUUGGGUGUUCAGUAAUGUACCUACAAUGGAGGUUUAAAUGCUGAAAUGUGCAUCUCAUAUUUUUAUUAAAGCGGUUAUAUUAAUUUUUC